Molecule: messenger RNA, 484 nt
Organism: Asparagus officinalis (garden asparagus)
Lineage: Eukaryota; Viridiplantae; Streptophyta; Magnoliopsida; Asparagales; Asparagaceae
Product: polcalcin Phl p 7-like
Exons: 1
Coding region: 91-342 (83 amino acids)
Molecular function (GO): calcium ion binding; enzyme regulator activity
Source: RefSeq, a predicted model, not a curated record
CCCUCUCCAUUCUCCUCUCAUUUCCUUCUCUUCUCUCAUUCUUGCAAAGAGUUUAAACUCAAGGAUUCUAUAUAUUUUGCUCAAGAAAAUAUGUCCACAGGGAUAUCAGAGGAGGAGAUGCAGAGGAUCUUCAAACGCUUCGAUACCAACGGCGAUGGCAAGAUCUCCUCUGCCGAGCUCGGUGAAGCCCUCCGGACCCUCGGAUCGACGUCUACCGACGAGAUACAGAGCAUGAUGGCUGAGCUCGACAGCGACGGCGACGGCUACAUCGACUACAACGAGUUCGUUACUUUCUGCAAGGAUAACCCUGGCCUCAUGAAGGACGUUGCCAAGGUCUUCUAAAGGAAAUUAGCUCUGGUCGAUUGGUUUCCGUUCUUGUUUGUUUGAUUGAUUGAAUUAGUAGGUUACUGUUUUGUUUGUUUGUUGUUUUUAUUUAUUUAUUGUAAUUGAUUAAUUAUGAUGGGUACUUUGUUUAUUUAAGAUU